AUGUCCCGCUUUGAUCAACCGAAACCUGUGGUUAAAGAAUUUCACGAUCCCUUGGCUUGCGAAUGGGACUUGGCUUUGCACUGGAAUUUCACGUCUGACGGACCGUUAAACGUGCCGGCGGGAAUUGACGAUGAGGAUGCUGGUGUGAAAAUCGGCCGUCACGAAAUCCUUAUUCGGCCGAACCCGUCUCCGGAUCCACGUCAGCUGGUCGUCAGCCAAUCGCUGUUGAGACUGCUGCAGGAGAACGAACGGCUGAGAUUGCUCGCGCAGGAGGACGGACGGCUGGCGUCGCUCCCCCCUCGCCGCGUUAUAGUCAUCACGCCGACCUACAAGCGAACUUUCCAACAGCUGCUCAUGCUAGGGUUGAUCAACUCACUAAAACGCGUACAAGCGCCGUUGCUGUGGGUGGUGGUCGAAGCGACCAAGACGGAAGAAACCGCACGGCUUAUCGCGAAGGCUACUAUCGGGGACAGCGGGGCGGAGAAUCCCGAGGUGGAAAUCGCGCAUCUGAGCGUGGAGGAGGAAAUGGCAGAGGAUUGGGACAAGCGGGUUCUGCUUGAGCAACGAAUGCGAGUCGUGGGACUAAGGUACGUUCGGGAGCACAGGCUCGACGGCAUCGUGGUCUUCGCAGACGACAGUUCAGUCUUCUCCCCGAAAUUCUUCGCCGAGGCUCAGCGCGUGCCCUGGUUCGGCGCAGGCUCGGUAGGCGUGCUGCUGCCGGUCGGGUUCCCCCAGCUUUUUGGGUCGGAAGAGCAGGCGGAGGAGCAGAGCAGUCAGGGGGAAGGGCUUGGGAGGAGAAGCAGGAAGAGCAAGAGGCGCGGGCAUGGGCGUGGUAGGCGCAUUACGAGCACUGACUCUAAUGAGGGUGAUAGUAACGAUGGUACUGGUGGUGGUAGCGGUGAUGGUGCUGCUGCUGCCGCUGGUGGUGGCAGUGGUGUUCGGAUUACUGAGGCAGCGGCAACGGCGGGGAUGGGGUUAGCGGUAGGAGGGGGAGCAGCAGAGAGUGGGGGAGGCGGAGAGGCGGGGAAAGAGACGGGCGCAGCAGCGGGAGCGGGCGGCGGAGCGGGUGGGGGAGAGGGUGGGGGGGCGCGGGGGGAAGAGCGCAAAGAACAAGAAGCAGCGAAACUGGUUUUAUCGGCGGGUGGUGGGGAUAGAGGAGAGGAGCUUCCUGAUUGGGUGCGAGGCUGGGAGGAAUGGGGCCCUGAGCUGGAACGAGGCCUGGAAAGAGGCUCGAAAGGAGGCCCGGAAGAAGAUUUGGAAACAGGUUCGGUGGCAGGCUCGGGAGCGGAGGGACGGCUGUUUGACCUGCUAGCCGCUGUGGUGCGGGACGAGAGGGAGGUUCGGCUGAUUGGUCAGUGUGGACGGCGCGUGCUCGUGUGGUGGUGGAGGGCUGAAGCGCGCCAAGACAGCAAGUUCCCCGCAGAGUGGGUUAUAUCACCGCAACUACCCAUCACUGUAGGGGAAUCUCAGCUUAUGGGCUAUGAAUCUGGCAGUGGAGUUAAACUGGUAAGGUGUUCCAGUGCUGAUGUGCUGUCAACAUUGGAUGGAGAAAUACAGUAA
Closterium sp. Yama58-4 is the source of this 1560-nucleotide messenger RNA. Lineage: Eukaryota; Viridiplantae; Streptophyta; Zygnematophyceae; Desmidiales; Closteriaceae. The record is from the annotation of a GenBank genome assembly.